This is a messenger RNA of Dermacentor silvarum, 849 nucleotides long. It is a transcript of the gene Sumo, whose product is annotated as small ubiquitin-related modifier 3-like. Gene Ontology annotation, cellular component: nucleus. Gene Ontology annotation, molecular function: ubiquitin-like protein ligase binding; protein tag activity. Lineage: Eukaryota; Metazoa; Arthropoda; Arachnida; Ixodida; Ixodidae. The transcript has 3 exons. The coding region runs from base 141 to 446 and encodes 101 amino acids. The record is from RefSeq and is a predicted model, not a curated record. Gene Ontology annotation, biological process: protein sumoylation.
GAAAGUUUUUUGUCAAUCAGCCACCCUGAGCAGCUUCAGUUUGCCGCUUGUAAAGCGUUUGCUCCAGACCGCUGCUGCCGCUCCGGCCUUGUCACCGAGUUGUCUGACGCAUCUAAGCGUAAUAUUAAGUAUUUCUAGAAAUGUCGGACGAUAAGAAGGAUGUGAAACCAGACAACGAACACAUCAACCUAAAGGUUGUCGGACAGGAUGGAAGUGUUGUGCAUUUCAAGAUCAAAAAGCACACGCCACUGCGGAAACUAAUGACUACGUACUGUGAUCGUGCGGGGCUCAGCAUCCAGAACGUGCGAUUCCGGUUUGACGGCCAGCCAAUAAAUGAGACAGACACACCAGCAGGCCUAGACAUGGAGGAUGACGACACCAUCGACGUGUUCCAGCAGCAGACGGGUGGCCACUGCAGCACCACACACAGAGAGCAUGCACUGUGACAGUUGCAGCUUGGGCUACUGCGUUGGGCGGGCGAAAUGCGGCGCCCCAUUCACAUAUUUUUUUGUACAUAAUGAGUAAACACGAGUUCCAAAACAAAGCAUAAGCAAAGCUAAAGCCUGCCUCUGGAAUUUACUGAGGAGGCUGACAUAGGUCUUGUUUUUUUUAUCCUCUUUAUGUACAGUGUUGCCAGUUCAACCCCCUUUUUUUGUGCGUGUUGUCAUCAUUUCUGUUUUCUCUUCAGUAUGCCCUGCCUAAUUGUUCCCCACCACAUCUUUGCUGCCUGCCUGUUCUCAAAAGGCUCCUGAAGAAAAAUUCUUUCACUUGUCUACAUUGUCUUACAGUAAACACGUAAACCUUUCAUUGUGCUUGCGUCAUCAAUAAAGUGUUUUCUGCAUACUGGAA